Molecule: messenger RNA, 1390 nt
Organism: Talpa occidentalis (Iberian mole)
Lineage: Eukaryota; Metazoa; Chordata; Mammalia; Eulipotyphla; Talpidae
Gene: FAM133A
Product: family with sequence similarity 133 member A
Exons: 4
Coding region: 255-1001 (248 amino acids)
Source: RefSeq, a predicted model, not a curated record
UGGUAGCUGAGACACGCAUCCCUGGAUUCUUUUCUGCUACAGAACAACUACCUUGGUACAACCAAAAAGACCAGUGUUUACUUUUCAUUGAAAGGAUUCCUUUACACUAUUAUAAAUUAUUGAGGACUCCAGAGUGCAUUUGUUUAUGUGAAUGGAGCCCACUCGGGAUACCAGCAGAUGAAGAAUUUAAGGAGGGUUAUCUUUCCUUAUUAUUCUUAGUAACUGAUAGUCUACUUUGGGAAUCACCAGAUACCAUGGGGAAGCGAGAUAAUCGAGUAGCCUAUAUGAAUCCUAUAGCAAUGGCAAGAUGGAGAGGCCCAACUCAAUCUGCAGGUCCAACAAUACAAGAUUAUCUGAAUCGACCAAGGCCCACUUGGGAAGAAGUAAAGAAACAAUUAGAAAAUAAAAAGAAAGGCUCCAAGGCAUUAGCUGCUUUUGAAGAGAAAAUGAAUGAGAAUUGGAAGAAAGAGCUAGAAAAAAGCAGAGAGAAAUUAUUAAGUGGCAAUGAGAGCUCAUCCAAAAAAAAAGAAAGAAAGAAAAAGAAAAAGAAGAAAUCUUGUCGAUCUUCAUCUUCUUCAUCAAGCUUUGAUUCUUCAAGCAGUUCUUCAGAUGCUGUGGAUGAGGAAAAGAAACAAGGAAAAAAGAGAAAGAAAAAGAAGAACCGGGCAUGCAAAUCAUCAGAAAGUUCCGCAUAUGAAACUGAAAUAGAGAGCAAGGAAUCUGUAAAAAAGAAAAAGAAAUCCAAGGAUGAAACAGAAAAAGAGAAGUAUAUCAGAAGUCUCAGCAAAAAAAGAAAGAAGAGCUAUCCUGAGGAAAAACCUUUAUCAUCUGAGCUCUCGUCAGAAUCAGACUAUGAAGAGGAGGUGCAAGCAAAAAAGAAGAGAAGAUGUGAAGAGCGAGAAAAAGCAACAGAAAAAGCAAAGAAAAAGAAGAGGAAACAACACAAGAAGCAUAGUAAAAAGAAGAAAAAGAAGUCAGGUUCAAGUCAUAAGUCAGGAUAAUGAAUGUCAAAAAACAAACAAACAAAAAAAAAACAAAAAUGAUUUCCUUCUUUAAAAAAGCAAGAUCUUAAAGGAAACUUCAAUUCUGAAUGUUAGGGCAUAUUUACCAAAAUGUGUAAGUUUCCCUGUUAGUAGAAUCAUUCCUGAACUUUGAGUUGCCAGUCAAAUGCUACUGUGCCAGAUGGGGACAUAAUUGUCCCCUGUAGCUUACAUAUAGAAUUUUGGUUCUGUGUUUUUCCUUCCAGUGGUUAAUUCCCCUGAGAGCUAAAACCCUAUUCUCAUACUAAUGGUUAAAAUUCUUGGAGUUAAAAUGUUUUAGAGAGUAAAAUAAAUUUGAUGGAAAUAAUGCAUUGAAUGUCAACAGUAAUGAAUUUGGAUAUAUCUUUAAA